Dufourea novaeangliae is the source of this 1023-nucleotide messenger RNA. Its product is annotated as 17-beta-hydroxysteroid dehydrogenase 13-like. Bases 1 to 969 code for a protein of 322 amino acids. Gene Ontology annotation, molecular function: oxidoreductase activity, acting on the CH-OH group of donors, NAD or NADP as acceptor. Gene Ontology annotation, cellular component: lipid droplet. The record is from RefSeq and is a predicted model, not a curated record. The transcript has 7 exons. Lineage: Eukaryota; Metazoa; Arthropoda; Insecta; Hymenoptera; Halictidae.
AUGUACGAUUACAUGGAAAGUCUAAGAAGAAAUCUUAGGCCACCAAAAAUGUUCUUACAAGUAUAUUCCCUUUUCAUCCUGAUGCUAGAUCUUGUAACACUUUUAGUUGGCAUCUUUUUUGCUAUUUUAAUGGCAAUAUAUAGAACAUUUAGACCUCCACCUUUGAAAAGUUUACAUGGAGAAGUUGCAAUGGUUGUUGGUGCUGGACGAGGUGUAGGCAGAGAAUUAGCAAUUCAUUUGUGUCGGUUGGGUGUCAGUGUUGCUUGUGUGGACAUUAAUGCUGAAAAUUCUAAUGUUACUGUAGAAAAAACUUCACAGGCAUUGGGGGUGGCAAAAACAUAUAUUUGCAAUGUUACGGACAAAAAUGAAGUGGCUCGUACUGUAAAUAUUAUUCGAUCACAAUUAGGUGAAAUUACAAUGCUUUUUCAUUGCUGCAGUAUACCAAGUCCUAGGGCAUUAAUUGAAGAUCAACCAGAAAUUAGGCACACAAUUGAGUUAACUGUAGUCAGCCACUUCUGGUUAUUAGAAACAGUUUUACCUUCCAUGGAACGUGCUGGCAAGGGACACAUAGUGGUUUUGUCUUCUGUGGCUGGUCUAUCAGGUGUUGUUACUGGAGGAAGUAGGGUUCCUUUGUCUACUGCUCAGUUUGCUGUUCAAGGUUUAGCUGAGUCAUUACAUACUGAAUUAAGGCAUUCUAAUAGUAAUAUUAUAAUUACCUUAGUUCAUGUUUACCCAUUUAUUGUGAGCGCAGAAAUGGCAAGAGAUAUUCGUUUCAGAAUACCAAGCUACUUUGGCACAAUGCCCGCUGUAGAAGCAGCUAAGCAAAUUUUAGAUGGUGUUCGUCGAAAUUAUGCGGAAUUCAGUGUACCUGGGUAUUUACUAUAUCUGGGACAUGUUCUCAGGGUACUUCCGAAAAAGGCAUCGUUUAUGAUGCGCGACUUAUUAGACACGGGAGUUGAUUUUGGAUGAUAUUUAGUUUUCCUAAUUAAGUGUGAUAAUUUGUUUCUGGCAGUUAUAUUGUGG